AUGGAUAUUCGUGGUAGGAAAAUGAAAAAACCGCCUGCCUGUGUGCAGUGUCGUAAAAGAAAAAUAGGGUGUGACCGUGUUAAGCCAAUCUGUGGGAACUGUAUGAAACACAAUAAAAUGGAUUGUUUCUACCCGGAUGUUCCUGGACAGUACGUUCCCUCCAGCUCUUCCUCUUCUAACACACGUCAGGUAGCCAACGGCCCCUACUUAAAUUCAUAUUACGCCUCUUCACGUCGUAUUUCCAAGGAAACUGCAGCUCUUUUACAAAAAAACCCAGAGCUGGCUUCUUUGGAGCAAAUAAGAGAAUAUAACACGCGUUUGCAACUGCUUAAUGCGCAAAAUCAACUUAACAAUAGGACAUCCGCGGCAAACGCAACUUUGAACCAACAGAAUACUCAGUAUAUUCCAAAGUCGGUGCCUUCCUUGGAAAGCAAACCAGUUACUUCUGCAAACGAAUUUUCUACACCUCUCAAUUGGGUUCAAGGUCCUGCAAUUUUCCACAUGCUAACCUCUCCUUACACACAAGAUGAAAUCAUAAAUCAUGAAAUGAAUUUUCUGAAAAGUAGGCUACUGGAACUGCAAGAAAUUACGGGUAAGAAGAUCACAGGAGUCAAUCUUGAUCUUAAACAGGAUUCCUCGCCGCAAAUACAGUCUUCGCAAUCUAAUCGAAGCCAAGAAGAAUUUUUGACCGUCAAGAAAAGGAAGUUGAGCGAGGGCGACACGACGGAUGAGGAAGGUAAAACGGCUACCAACAAUGAAAGGAGGUCUUAUCUCAACGAAUUCAAGGAUUUGGAUCCUCAAUUCUUAGAUACGAAUAAGGUUUUCAAUGUUUUCAACUGCCCGAUCACAGAAAACGACAGUAACAGGUUGUGGCUAUUACCGAAAAAUAUCAACAAAAGCUCCAUCUUCCAAACCCAAUAUUUGAUUGAGCGCGAUCCUUUUCUAUUCAAAUUCUUCAAUGAACUUAAUACUCUGAUUGAAAAACACUUCAAUGAAUCUUUGCACGAUUUGUUGGCGAAACAUAACAAUACGCAGCACAGCAACAGCAGUAUAUCUCAAUUAUUAAAAUUCCCCUCACAAUCGGUAACGCAGAACCUUAUCAGUAAAUAUCUAUCCACAAUAACUGAAACAAACUCGAUAUUACCAAUAUUGAAGCCAAAGCGAUUGUUACCUAUAGUUGAGCAGCUUUUUCCAUCUAAUACCGUAAAUAAGCCUAACUCAAACGAGCUUGAAACAGUUUUUCAAGUCGUUAAUAUGAGCAACGACCAAUUAAUAAGCCUAGGGUUUAUAACCCUUUGUCUCUUGGUUCUUUUUGAGUCACUGAAUUCUACGGUUUUGAUUCCUCUGAGAGACGAUGGACAUCUGCAAUUAUUCAAUGUAUUAUUUAACAAUUUACCCUCGUUGAAAUCAAACUUAGCAACGCUUAGAUUUGAAAUGGACAAAAGAUCGAUGUGUAAUAUAGACACCCUACGAUUUAUUUCCUUAUGGAAAUAUUACCAGUUUGUGAUGACCCCGUCAUCUUCAUCUUCCGUCGUAAUUGAUUAUGAUGAAGAUAUGCAUAUGGCAUGUUUAUUGUCAUUAAAUCACGAGACUCAAAAUCAGUCGCACAUUUUGAUUUGGAAUUUCAUAUUCAAGAAUUAUUGCUGGAGGCAUCUCUUUUUAGGUCAAUUACCACUGUUAAUGUCUGAACCAUUUACGAACUCUACCCCAAUUGUUGACCCGUUGUUGAAUAACGAUUUUGAACUGAUUGAUUUUGAAGUCAAUUUAAUGAAGUAUUUACAGAGCAAGGAUCAGCAAUUGUCCAUUGGUAAAAUUAUACAACUAAUCAAACUUUUAAAAACCAAAAACGUUGAGGUCAGCCAAAGGUGCCUAACAACAUCUUCGAUUAUCAAUAAUAUUAUGGAUUCUCUGAUUUAUAGGAAUUCUAUGUUAUAUUUGAAUUUUUACCUUUUAUUACAGUUUGAAACGUUGAGCGAUUAUACUAAAUUCAAUGAAAUUCUGAAUGAUUUUUUGGAAUUAUCAAGAGAGACUUUAUUCUUUGUUUUCUCAAAUUUAGCUAAUAUUAAAUUUGCCGGUCAUGAAUUCACGUUCAUAAAUAAAUCAAUUGCGCUUCUUCAAACUCUGGUCUUGAUGCUUUUAGCGCUCUACCAGAGAUCAUUUGAGUCCACUCAGAAGACAGAUGGGGAAAAUGUAAGCCAUAUUGAUCAACCAGAGAGUAGUCAUAGUAAUAACGACAAUAAUAAGAGAAUAAAAAACAAGAAUGUAAUACGAUUAAUUAUCAACAAAAUUGCAAUGUUAUUGAAUGAUUACACUAAGAAUUGUAAGAAACAGAACAGACUCAUCGAAAACCUAAUUAUUAAAAUAAAGAUAAUCUCCAAAUAUAUCAAAAAUCUAGAGGAAACCAAAGUUCCAUCCGUUUCCGAUUCAAACCAUGUAACUAAUAACGGAUUUACCGGUAUAUCCACUGAUCAACUAGUAAAAUUGAAUCAUGAAUUGAACAAGAUUUCAGAGUCCCUGAUAAAAACAGAUUUUUAUGAGCAGAGAAAGAAGAGUACAUUAUCGAAUGGAGUCACGGGUAUCACUGCCGCUGCUGAUAAUGACCUAAACUUAGGAAAUUUAGGUUUAACUAAGGAAAAUUUUAGUGAAAUUUUUGAAGCUAUUCGAAGCUGA
Saccharomyces kudriavzevii IFO 1802 is the source of this 2670-nucleotide messenger RNA. RefSeq names its product Rsc3p (gene RSC3). Bases 1 to 2670 code for a protein of 889 amino acids. Gene Ontology annotation, biological process: positive regulation of transcription by RNA polymerase II. The transcript has a single exon. Gene Ontology annotation, molecular function: zinc ion binding; DNA-binding transcription factor activity, RNA polymerase II-specific. Gene Ontology annotation, cellular component: nucleus. NCBI's taxonomy places the organism in Eukaryota, Fungi, Ascomycota, Saccharomycetes, Saccharomycetales, Saccharomycetaceae. The record is from RefSeq and is a predicted model, not a curated record.